Molecule: messenger RNA, 1433 nt
Organism: Drosophila montana
Lineage: Eukaryota; Metazoa; Arthropoda; Insecta; Diptera; Drosophilidae
Gene: Osi9
Product: DUF1676 domain-containing protein Osi9
Exons: 3
Coding region: 203-898 (231 amino acids)
Cellular component (GO): membrane
Source: RefSeq, a predicted model, not a curated record
AACAAGCCAAUCGAGCGCAGUGCACUCAAACUAACUGUACUAACAGCCACGAGCAGCUCAAGCUACCCCACAAGGCACGCCCAGUCGGUGCCCCAAAGGAUACAACAAUAAUUUAAGCGUCAAGUGUCAAGUGUUGUGUGUCGGUGACCUGCCCCCAGCCCACUCGAUAAAAAACAGAUAAAUAAAUAAAUAAAAGAGAAUUAUGUUGAAAUUCGUGUGCCUGUUCGCGCUGCUCGCCUCGACGGCGGCGGCAGCCUCCGAGGCUGACAGCUUGCUGACGAGCGCCCUCAAGAUGGUCAAGGAUUGCGGCGAGCGUUCCAUGGUGUUGUGCAUGAAGGAGCGCGCCCUGCACUACUUCGACGAGGAGAACGGCGAUGUGCGUCUAACGGAGGGCAUUUCCCUGGUCAAAACCGAUGAGAUUCCGGUGGGUCGGGCUCUCAACGAUGUGACGCUGCCGGAGGAGGCGGAGGCGCGCGAAAGCGAGGUCGAUUCGCUGCUGGUGGAGCGUGUGGCACGCUUCUUUGGCACGCACACGCUGCAGUUCAAGGUGCCCAAGGACUCCAUACAGGACAUGCAGCGCGCCCUCGAGGAAUCGCGCGGCAAGAAGAAGGAGAAGAAGAAGUAUCUGAUGCCGCUGCUGAUGCUCUUCAAGCUGAAGAUGGCCGCUCUGCUGCCGCUGGCCAUUGGCUUCCUGGCGCUCAUCUCGUUCAAGGCCCUGGUCAUUGGCAAGAUCGCGCUGCUGCUCUCCGGCAUCAUUGGCCUGAAGAAGCUGCUCGAGUCCAAGAAGGAGAACUACGAGGUCGUCGCGCAUCCCCACUACGAGCACGAGCACAGCUACGGCAGAUCUCUGCAAGGCAACGAGGCACAGAACCUGGCCUUCGCGGCGUAUAAGCAAUAAAUUGCCAAACAACAACAAAAACAACAACAAAUUAGUGCAAUACACAAAAGAAAAAAAGAAAAAGAGAGAGAAGGGAAAUGAAAGCACAGAAAGAGAGAGAGAGAGCGCACAGCUCGCCUAAUUUAUAUUAUUUAUUUAAUUUAUUUGUAGCUUAAUCUGAAGCAAAAACAAAAAAAAAACAGGCGCCAUCAAUGGGAGAAAACAAAAUGAAAAUUCAGCGAAAAUUGUCAAUGAAUGAAACCCUAGUUAAUAAGCUCAAGCAGAAGUAGGAGCGACUGCGCUCGUCUCAAGCUAAAAGGGGGCGGCACUUGUGGGCGGACCCAAAACUGAAACCGAAACUGAAACUGAAACUAAACUCAACUAAACUAUACUCUGUAAACUGACUGCGCUUUGUAUUAUGUGAGAGCUUUACUAUUUAUUUUUGUUUGUUUGUUUGUUUACGCUAAACUAUUUACAAUUUCAUAUUUAUUGUUGAAUAAACCAAAUACUCUAGCACGCCCCCCACAAACCACCCUCACACACACCUACACACACA